Messenger RNA from Scophthalmus maximus (turbot), 1036 nucleotides. RefSeq names its product mitochondrial ribosomal protein S18A (gene mrps18a). Gene Ontology annotation, cellular component: ribosome; mitochondrial small ribosomal subunit. The record is from RefSeq and is a predicted model, not a curated record. Gene Ontology annotation, biological process: mitochondrial translation. The coding region runs from base 39 to 656 and encodes 205 amino acids. Lineage: Eukaryota; Metazoa; Chordata; Actinopteri; Pleuronectiformes; Scophthalmidae. The transcript is spliced from 6 exons. Gene Ontology annotation, molecular function: small ribosomal subunit rRNA binding; structural constituent of ribosome.
ACCGGAAGCGAAGCAGGCGAGAAGGUCAGGGAUUCAACAUGGCGCUGCGCGGUGUGUUGCGGUCUGUGUGGACCUCAGCCGCUGGCUUCAGAUUAGGAACCAACGCGGGCUUCCUCCGAACGACAAGUUCUCCCCAACUGUCCGCGUCCACCGUCCAGAGCAGAGGGAUCCGCCAAGUGGUAGAGACGCAAGAGGGUAAAACAACAACGGUUGAGGGACAUAUCGUGGACGUUCCUGCGGGACCACAACCUCCAAACCCCACAGCCAAGUGUCCUAUUUACAGAUGGGACCUACAGCACAAAUACAACUACACGGACGUCCUAUUGCUCAGUCAGUUCAUCAGGUCCGAUGGAGGGAUGUUGCCCAGGAGAAUCACUGGUCUCUGCUCAGAGGAACAUCACAAGAUUACUGUCUGCGUGAAGAUGGCUCACAGAGCAGGUCUCCUCCCUGACCACAAACCCAAACUUCCAGAGGGCCAUGUUCCAAAGAGGCCCAAGCAACAACUUAACAGAUAUUUGACCCGCUGGUCCGUCGAUUCAGUGAAACCCAUCUAUAAAAGUGGACUGAAGUGGUGUAAGAAGCGCAUGCCCGUUGGCCACCCAGCACUCAAGGACAACGUGCGUUACGGUUUCAAGCCUCUUAACAUGAAACACUGAAGGAGAGAAUCACGAAUCAGAACAUUAACUGUCAGAAGUGCAGGGAUGCAUUGGAUUUCCAUGUCUCUCCACCAGAUCUGAAAUCUACUGACUUUUGUUAAACUGCCCUGAAUAGGCCUAAAGCUUCGUCCAUCUGCUAUUGUGACUUUUGUUUAUUAAGCUGCGUCAUUCUUUUAGUGAAUCGUGGUCGGACACACCCAGAGUCAUCUAUUUUGUCUCUGUGGGUUUUGCAAAAAGCCCUUGAAGUGAAUUCACCGACAGCUUCAUGCGAACAACAACAACUGGGUCAGUGUUACACUUUCAAAGUAGGUGGCAUGUUGACUGUGUAAACUCAAGGCAAUGCAGAUGUCCAAAUAAAAUAUCUGUUUAUUCUGCCUCAA